AUGGAUAAGUCAACAGUUCAGAAUGAUACUGCAAUUGUCUCAAUAACAAGUGAUGAACGAGGUGAGAUAUUAAUGUCACCUGGGGAAAUGAGUAACGGCAAUACACACUUUUCAUCAGAUCAUGAGAUAACAAUUUCACAGUCGGUAAAACAUAUUAAACAUUUCAUUCGGCACUCUCAAGAGGAAUUAAGAAACAAAAUACUUCCUGAUCAUUUAAAAGAAGGACUGGAUAUUGUGAUAGUAGGGAAAAGUCCGACUUUGACUUCAGUAUAUGUGGGACAUCAUUAUGCUGAUGGUAGAGACUACUUCUGGACAUGUUUAUCAAUGGCUGGUUUGGUUCCAACGGAUGUCAGUUGCUAUGAUGACUACAAAAUGUUGGAUUAUGGCAUCGGAUUCACUAAUUUCUCGACAACACCAACUCCACGAACAGGUAGACUAACACGUAAACAGGAGAAAGUCGGCAUAGCUAUUAUGCUCAAAAAAAUGAAGAAGUACACACCUAAAAUUGUUGCAUUCAAUGGUAAAUCUACUUAUGAGGCAUAUGUUGGACACAAGAUUUUUUGCAUGGGCAGGCAACCCAUAACUUUACAGGGGACAGAUACAAUCACUUUUGUUAUGCCGUCUACCAGCGGAAGCUGUACACAACUUCCACGUGCUGAAGACAAACUGCCUUUCUUUUUGGCUCUGAGAAAAUACGUGAUUAUGUACGUGGGGAUUUAG
Messenger RNA from Heterobilharzia americana, 720 nucleotides. The record is from the annotation of a GenBank genome assembly. Lineage: Eukaryota; Metazoa; Platyhelminthes; Trematoda; Strigeidida; Schistosomatidae.